Molecule: messenger RNA, 795 nt
Organism: Nematocida minor
Lineage: Eukaryota; Fungi; Microsporidia
Product: negative regulator of the PHO system
Exons: 1
Coding region: 1-795 (264 amino acids)
Biological process (GO): protein phosphorylation
Cellular component (GO): nucleus; cytoplasm
Molecular function (GO): ATP binding; cyclin-dependent protein serine/threonine kinase activity
Source: RefSeq, a predicted model, not a curated record
AUGAACAGAUUCAUAAGGAAAGACCUUCUGGGCUAUGGGACGUAUUCAAUGGUGUACGAGGGAUAUGAUAUAGUAAACAAUGCAAAAGUAGCUCUGAAGAUAAUAAAGCUAACAGAGGAAGAAGGAAUGCCCAACACAGCGCUCAGAGAGAUAUCGAUAAUGAAGAGUCUCUUCCACAGAAAUGUCCUGAAUAUUCUCGAUGUGCUUCACACGGAGAUGGAACUGACGAUAGUGCUUUCGUACAUCGACACAGAUCUGAAGAAACUUCUCACAGGAGGAAAAGAAAUAGAUAGAAGAUCACUGAUAAAACAGCUGGUGGAAGGUGUUGCAUACUUGCACAGUAAACAGAUCGUCCACAGAGACCUAAAGCCGCAGAACAUUCUAGUAGAUGCAGAGGGGUGUUUGAAGAUCGCAGACUUUGGGCUUGCCCGGAGUUUCGAGAUCAAAAUGCCGUCUUACUCUUCUGAAGUGGUGACUUUGUGGUACAGAUCGCCAGAGCUCCUCAAAGGAACAAAGGUGUACGGGUUCUCCAUAGACAUAUGGAGUGUUGGUUGCAUCAUCAGCGAGAUACUCACAGGCUCUCCUCUGUUCCCAGGAAGCGACAAACAAGAUCAGCUGGUGAACAUUUCGAAGUAUCUACUGCUGCAGGGAACGAACCAAAUGGAGUAUCUCCUGAAGAAGCAUGCACACUCUGAUCCGUCGUUUGUUGGGCUUAUCUUCGAGUGCUUAAAAGAAGCUGAAGAUGAAAGAAUUACAGCGCAAGAGGCCCUGGAGUAUUUGAAUAGACUUGAAUAA